GAAGUUUUAUUCAUCGUGCGUAGAGACUCACAAAGAAAAGUUUUAUACAAUUUCGCUAUUGAAUAUUGUAAUAAAGACAAAAUAAGUGAAAAAUUUUUUCUCUGAGGCUAAAAAGAAGCGGUCGUGCGAAACCAUAGAAACGAAAUAAAAUUUCCUUAUAGGAAAAAGUGAUGUGAAGGAGCAGCAGUAGUACAGAAAACGACGAAGUAAAUUCCAAUUGGACUUGAAACUACAUAGAAAAGCAAAAGACAAGUCGUCGUCAUAUGCGAAAAGCACAAAUCAAAAAAGUGAACAAGUCCAAAGCAAAACGAAAAACUAGAAGUUAAAGUGGAAGCAGUGAGAGUGGGAGAGUCCAAAAGCAAAUUUUGACAGUUGGUAACGAUUACAGAAAAAAGUGGCUAAACUCAUUCAGAUACAAAGGCCCGGCUCGGAUAUAGAAACAUACAUCGUAAUAAAAAGGAAACAGUGGAAAUAAUAUAUUGGCUAACAAAAUUCAAGAAACGAAUGUAUCAAAAGUAAAAGCUUAACCAACUGAUCGCCUCUUCUACACAUCUUACUGCUUCUAUCGCUGAUCUUUGUGGUUAUUUAACUCGCAACACUAUUAGUAAGGCUUUAAAGUCUUUUACAUGCUGUAGUAUUACUACCUGUGCCCUAAAACACCGCCCCGGAAACAGCGGAAUACUCAUAUCGAUUACAAACAACCUAGCUCCAACCGUCUACAGCAUUUUCGCUGCCAACGUUUAAAUAACGUUAGUAGACUAGUUAAAAUUCGUGACUUGUUCUUGUGUAAAAAUUUUCGCAAUUUGAAGCAGCUGACGUGAAAUUUAAAGAAUUGUCAUACAUUUGUGUGUUAAUAAUCAUAAUCAGCCUUAACCUGUAUUACUCGGCUUAACAUUCACUUCUUCACAAAAGCUAUAAAACAAAUAAGCGAAUAAAGUCGCCCAUUAAACAGCUGUUGCUGUGAGGAUUAGUUGACCAUUCUUAAUAUGGCACUCGACAUGGGUUUGCCUGUAAAUGGCACUAAUGCGCUGACAUCAUCCUUCACAGCUAAGAAAAAGGAUGCAUCUACUGCAGCAGAAGAGAAUUUAUGGUCUGCAAUUUUGAGUGAAGUACAAAAACAAGGCAGCACAAAACUUCCGUCAAAUAAAUCAGUACUAGUAUUAGGCGAUAAUGCCACCGGCAAAACGACUCUCAUUGCGAAAUUGCAAGGUGUCGAAGAUCCGAAAAAAGGUUCUGGUCUCGAGUACGCAUACAUCGAUGUUAAAGAUGAGUACAGAGAUGACACAACACGAUUGGGCGUUUGGAUUCUGGAUGGGGAUCCAGGACAUACAAAUCUCCUGCGUUACGCUUUGAAUGAAACGAACUUCGAACAUACCCUCGUCAUACUCACAGUCUCAAUGACAGAGCCAUGGGCAUGGCUGGAACAAUUGAAUCACUGGAUUAAAGUGCUCUCGGAUCACAUUGAGAGCCUGAAGUUGGAACCGCAAGAGAAGCAGGAAGCACGACAACGGCUAAUCACCACGUGGCAAAGUUAUUGCGAAGUGGGCGACGACUUGGAUCCGGGUUCGCCAGUGAAACGUACGAUGAGAAAUAAUUCGAUAGAUGACGACGAUCUACUGCCACUUACCGAGGGCGCGUUAACAACAAAUCUCGGUUUGGAUAUUGUUGUGGUGGUCACAAAGACGGACUACAUGACAACGCUGGAGAAGGAGUACGAUUAUCGAGAUGAACAUUUUGAUUUCAUACAGCAGUGGAUACGUCGCUUUUGCUUACAGCAUGGCACAUCACUUUUUUACACAAGCGUUAAAGAAGACAAAAACUGUGAUCUCCUCUAUAAAUAUUUGACACAUCGAAUUUACGGCUUACCAUUCCGAACGCCUGCGCUAUUCGUUGAAAAGGAUGCGGUUUUAAUUCCUGCAGGUUGGGAUAGCUUGAAGAAAAUAAGUAUUUUGUAUGAGAAUAUGCAAUCAUGUAAGGCAGAGGACUACUAUACAGACAUCAUCUCGCCACCGCAGUCCAGAAAAACUGUUGCAAAUCGUGAAAUCGAGGUGCAAACAGAGGACGAACAGACAUUCUUAUUGCGGCAGCAAGAGAUUCUCAAACAAGGCGGACAGAUGCGCGGCGAUUCACCGUUGCGCGUGCAAGGCGGCAAUAAGGGCAUGCAACCACGCACACCCGGCUCCGGUGGACAGGGUUCACCCAUAAAGGUCAACGCGAAGCCAACACCAGCUACACCGGGUAAUGAAGGUGUGCUCGCCAAUUUCUUCAACUCGUUGUUGCAUAAAAAAUCCGGUUCACCUGCCACACCAGCCACCCCGCCCAAUGCGCCCAACGCCAGCAGUACACCACGUACCAAUGGUACUGAUGGCGCCAUCGAUAAGUUAGCGAUGCGCUCGGAUGCAGCAGCCGAACUCGAUCGCCUGACGAGAAGUGCGAAAAAAGAAAUGGAUUAUUCACAAAGCGAGUGUUAAGCCAGGCGAUAAAGAUUGUAUGAUUUCGAAACGACUAGCAAGACACAAGUAUAAGAACAACAACAACACCACAGUGCGCUUCUGAACAAUCGGAGGGGGAAAUGAGCAACAAAAACAAGAUACAGUUUUUUUAAAUAAGUGAAAUGAAAUGAGUGAAACUUAUAUGAAUGUAAGCAAAAAUGACGUGUGUAAUGAAACGUAAUCCCAAAGGGUGUGUUUAACUAACCCACAACCCCUUUAAACAUAAACGAGCGAUUAAUUAACGGAUUCAUUGAAAAGUAUAAAAGAUUAAAAUAUUUGCAAAUUUUAAAGCAAACUUAAAAUACAUAAAGCAAGCAAGAAUGGAAGUCAAAGCAUAUUAGACUUAACGCAACAACUUACAAAAAAAAAAGAAAAGAAAACAUAUUUUCACUACCGUCUUGCUAACUCUGGCUAAGUUUAAACAUGUGUGACGCCUGUAUUGAUUAUUUCGUUGUUUCCUAACAUGCUUCUGAUUUAUAGUAAUUAUUUUAAAUAUAUGUGUUUAUUAUUAUUUUUUUAAUAAUGCAAUAAAUGCAAUUUGCAAUUGAUUUCAUAA
Bactrocera tryoni is the source of this 3048-nucleotide messenger RNA. RefSeq names its product cytoplasmic dynein 1 light intermediate chain 1 (gene Dlic). The transcript is spliced from 6 exons. Gene Ontology annotation, biological process: microtubule-based movement; microtubule cytoskeleton organization. Gene Ontology annotation, molecular function: dynein heavy chain binding. Gene Ontology annotation, cellular component: cytoplasmic dynein complex; centrosome. NCBI's taxonomy places the organism in Eukaryota, Metazoa, Arthropoda, Insecta, Diptera, Tephritidae. The coding region runs from base 987 to 2471 and encodes 494 amino acids. The record is from RefSeq and is a predicted model, not a curated record.